AAUUGGCCAAACAAUACAUAGAAUCUGUUUCUUAUAAAGGACUUAAUAUAGAAUACAUCCAUGAUAAAAUUUAUAAUUUGGUAGAUUCAAAUAAAAUUAAACAACCAUAUAACAAAUUUGAGAAAAAACAUUUUGAGAAAUCUGGGAUAUCCGAGAAAUUUAAAAAAAUUCUGCCUAAAUAUAAAAUUGAAUGGAUUCCAUUUCAUAGAUUAUCUAACAUCGAAAUUAUAGGAAAAGGUGGUUUCAGCACUGUGUACAGAGCAAUAUUGUUGGAUAGUAAACAUGAUAAACAGCAUGAUGAUUAUGAAUCUGGUGAUUAUAGUGAUGUCGAUUAUGAAUCUGUUGGUUUUAAUGAUGUCAAUUAUGAUAAUAUACAUGAAUCAUCUAAUAUUGUCACUCUCAAGACUAUUGACAAAUUAAAAUAUUAA
Messenger RNA from Racocetra fulgida, 428 nucleotides. Lineage: Eukaryota; Fungi; Glomeromycota; Glomeromycetes; Diversisporales; Gigasporaceae. The record is from the annotation of a GenBank genome assembly.